AUGUCUCUCUUGUGCUCCUUAUCUAAUGAGGUGCCUGAGCACCCAGUUGUUAGUCCACGAUCUGGUUACAUUUUUGAAAGACGUUUAAUUGAAAAGUAUCUUGCCGAAAAUGGAACUGACCCCAUUGAUCAGCAACCUUUGGCAGUGGAAGAGUUGAUUGAUGUGAAAACGUCAGCUUUCGUCCGUCCGAAACCUCCGUCUGCUACAUCGAUUCCUGCUAUUUUAAAAUCGCUUCAGGAUGAGUGGGAUGCAGUUAUGUUGCAGUCAUUCACACUGCGACAGCAGUUACAGACGGCAAGACAAGAGUUAUCGCAUGCUCUCUACCAGCAUGAUGCUGCCUGUCGUGUUAUUGCUAGGUUAACGAAGGAAGUUACAGCUGCACGUGAAGCUUUAGCCACAUUGAAGCCACAGGCUGGAAUAAUACAACCAGCUCAAGCUAACAUCCAGAAUACCACUACUCACCAAGCUCCAGCUGUCUCAGCUUCCGCGGCCCCUCAGCAUCCAGAGACUCCAGCAGAAAACGCAGUUACGGCAGAUUCGAAUCAACUACAAGAAGAAAUUGGUAUAAGUGAAGAGGUGAUAAGCACUCUACAAGAACGAGCUAGUCAACUUACUGCGGAACGAAAACGUCGUGGAAAAACAGUCCCAGAAGGUUUAGCCAAAUCUCGUUCUAUUUCUGAAUACCAACAGCUGGCGAAUCAUGUUGGUUUGCAUUCUGCCAGUAUGCCUGGUAUCAAUUGUUUGGACAUAAGUAAGACGUCCACUGAGAGAAUUGUAACAGGUGGUAAUGACAAAAAUGCGGUAGUAUUCGAUCUUUCCACGGCACAAGUCAUAUCUAUUCUCAAGGGACAUAGUAAAAAAGUUACAAAAGUUGUAUAUCAUCCUUCUGAACAAUUAGUGUUCACAGGUUCUCCAGAUACAACUGUACGAGUCUGGGGAGUAGAACAAGGUCAGUGUGCGAGUAUUAUUCGCGCCCACAAAGGACCUGUAACUGGGCUAAGUAUUCAUGCAACUGGAGAUUACCUGUUGUCCUGCAGCUCAGAUGGUCAGUGGGCCUUUAGCGAUUUACGACACGGAUCCGUUCUGGUUCGAAUUUCAGCUGCAGAUAAAUCUGGCAGUACACAAGCCCUCACCUGUGCACAGUUUCAUCCAGAUGGUCUCAUUCUUGGUACGGGUACCGCUGAUGGUGAGGUGAAAAUAUGGGAUGUUAAAGAAAGACGAAACGUUGCUAAUUUUGCUCAUGGCUCUGGUGCUAAUCAGCCCGUAACAGCUGUGGCUUUUUCAGAGAAUGGAUACUACCUGGCAACAAGUGGGGCAGAUAAUCAAGUAAAACUUUGGGACUUACGAAAAUUAAAGAACUUCAAAACCUUGACUCCUGCAGAGGAUCAGUCAUCUUCGUACGAAAUAAAUGAUGUAGAAUUCGACCAGUCUGGUUCAUAUCUUGCUAUUGCUGGUGCUGAUGUACGCGUGUAUUUAUGUAAACAGUGGGACCAGCUGAUUUCCUUCAACGCUCAUACUGCCCCUGCAACUGGUGUUCGUUUUGGUGAGAACGCAACUACAAUUAUUUCAACUAGUCGUGAUCGUUCAGUGAAAGUCUUCGGCACAUAG
Trichobilharzia szidati is the source of this 1608-nucleotide messenger RNA. The record is from the annotation of a GenBank genome assembly. Lineage: Eukaryota; Metazoa; Platyhelminthes; Trematoda; Strigeidida; Schistosomatidae.